Haemonchus placei is the source of this 201-nucleotide messenger RNA. NCBI's taxonomy places the organism in Eukaryota, Metazoa, Nematoda, Chromadorea, Rhabditida, Trichostrongylidae. The record is from the annotation of a GenBank genome assembly.
AUGCCACCUUCCAGUUCACUGUCACUUGACAGCUAUGAUCUUCCUUUCUUGGUGGGCACCUCAAGAGGUUUUCAGUCCUUGUGCUGUGUUAUUGAGUUGCUCAUGAUUUACUCGGAAUCAGGAUCGCUCAGCAUGUUCGCCUUCCUCAGUUAUUCUAUCAUAUGCGGUUUUGCUCUAUUUCAUGUAUCCAGAAGAUGGUAA